This is a messenger RNA of Ustilaginoidea virens, 1095 nucleotides long. RefSeq lists its product as uncharacterized. The coding region runs from base 1 to 1095 and encodes 364 amino acids. The transcript has a single exon. Gene Ontology annotation, cellular component: cytoplasm. The record is from RefSeq and is a predicted model, not a curated record. NCBI's taxonomy places the organism in Eukaryota, Fungi, Ascomycota, Sordariomycetes, Hypocreales, Clavicipitaceae. Gene Ontology annotation, molecular function: guanyl-nucleotide exchange factor activity.
AUGCAAGCGGUAUUUGCAAACGGGUCAAACGGUUCGGGACAGCUGGGAAUUGGUCAUUCAGAGGAUGUUUCCACUCCCAAGCCAAUUCUCUUCCAUCCAGAGCCUCCAGCUUCUGAAGUAGUCAAGAUAGCAGCUGGUGGCAACCAUACUCUUAUUUUGACCGCAUCCGGAGAGUUAUAUGGGAGCGGUAGCUGGUCAACUGGCGCUUGUGGCAUUCCUCAAGAUUCGGUGGACGUACCAGCGUUUCAUCCCAUCCAUCUCGUCCGUGAGGGAAGCAGCCUCGAAAUCGGCCGAAUCGUUCUAAUCGCAGCGACGUGGACUGCUUCAUUCAUCGUUUCGAAGGACUCUACAGGGAAACGGACCAGAGUGUUCAGUUUCGGAACAGGCUUAAAAGGGGAGCUUGGCUCUGGCGAACUGAUUAUCCGCUCAUCGGCGGUUAAUUUGCUUCCAAACUUUCCGCCAAAAGGUACGGAAAUAGUCGACCUAUCGGCUUGUAUGGGACAUGUUAUUGCUGUCCUUGACAACGGCAUUGCCUACGGCUGGGGAAAUUGUCGCAAAUCUCAAGCUGGAGAGCCUCCUGGCAUUAUACAUGAACCUCGAAAGAUAGAUGACGUUGGUUUCAAGGUACACCGCGCAGUUUGCACAAAGGAAGCAACAUGUCUUCUCGGCACACCUGAAAGUGGACAUAUACAUGUAUUGGGAUCUGAUAAAUGGGGAAUCAUGUCCAGCUCUCCAAAGAAGCUGUUACCUUGGAAAGAUGUAGGGGCGGGCUGGGGAGCCGUUUAUGUAUUGGGGCAAGAUGGGACCUUACAUGGUUGGGGUAGGAAUGAUCAUGGCCAACUUCCUCCGGCGAGUCUCCCUCCAGUUAAGCAAAUCGCGAUUGGCAGCGAACACGCUGUUGUUCUAACCGAAGACGGUGACGUUUUCUCAUGGGGUUGGGGCGAACACGGCAACUGUGGACCUGAUGUUGGGAACAACGAUGUCAAAGGCAGAUGGAAUGUGAUCGCAUCGUCCAAGUUCAUCCCUAGAGGUUCACAGAUUGCCAAGAUUGGUGCUGGUUGCGCGACCAGUUGGGUAUGUGUCGAGCGUGAGUGA